Molecule: messenger RNA, 8128 nt
Organism: Neocloeon triangulifer
Lineage: Eukaryota; Metazoa; Arthropoda; Insecta; Ephemeroptera; Baetidae
Product: extracellular matrix organizing protein FRAS1-like
Exons: 29
Coding region: 750-8000 (2416 amino acids)
Biological process (GO): cell communication
Cellular component (GO): membrane
Source: RefSeq, a predicted model, not a curated record
UAGAAAAUUAGUUUGGAGGCAAAAAAAUUAAAUAUUUUUUGCUUUCAAUUUUUAAUUAUUCUGAUGUCAGAAAAGUUGUUAACUAUCUUGAAUUUUGAUGAUCGGCAGCUGUUGGUUAAAAAAGAGCACACGGAUAAAUUCAAAUUUUGCUGUGAAAUAAAUAUUCACACUUGUAGUCUUCAAAUCAGCGCGGCGGCCAGGAAAAAACGUUUUGUAAUGAAAUAUGAUUCGUGGCGCUCUUUCAACCUCUGUAAACUUGUCUCCAUGCAUGAAUGAUCGUUAAAAGAAGAGAAAAAUAAAAAGCGCGCGGAAUAAAUACACAUUAGGCAGCAGCCCAUUAAAAAGUCCACGCCAUUAACUUACUAUACGGCGGCCGGAGUGCGAAGGAAUAAAUUUUAAUAAGGUUGUUCUCUCUUGGCACUGCUGGAAAAAUUUCCACCGAGCAAAUUAAAAAAAAACCGCUCGCUCGUAUUUAUAGAAAUUUAUAGAGUGAAAACGCGCACCAAGUCAAAAGACGUACGCACAAAUUACAAAUAAAAAAUAAUUAUAUAAAAUUUCAAAUGUAUUACGUUUGUCGGUUUGAAGCAGGGAGGGGGUGCCGCGUGCGCGAGCAAAAUAUCUGUCCGUGCGCCCGCCGCGCUCCAUCGCCUCUUCAUUCUCUCGGCGACCCUCGCGGAAGCUGCGUCUCCUCACCUGCCUGUGCCGACCCAUGAGGUCUCAAUUCUCACCGCAGCAGCUAGCAGAGUGCAAUGGACAUCCAGCAGACUUAUGUGUUCCUCUCAGCUCUUCUCCUCGCGUAUUGCUCGGCGGCGUCUUCUUUCGAUGAACUACCUGAUGGACCUUACAAGCUGACUGCUACCGCCGACCAGUACGUAACCAUCACGGAGAGACACUUUCCACCAGAGGGUCCGGACCCGUCAAGAGACGAAUACGCAAUUUUGGGACCACUCGAGGUGGAUGACUCUGGACACUUCAGCCUCAGGAGCAAACCAAAUGCAAUUGUUUCAGAAUUCAGCCAAGAAGAAAUCCGUCAGAAGGACCUUGUGUACGUCCCGCCAGCCGCGCAUCUGGUGCCCGAAAAAAGGACCGUCACUUUUUCCCUGAUGAAAACAUCCCCAGCGCUCAACCAGUCGUAUCCCCUGCAGUUUUCAAUCGUCCUGCUGCCGCUCGACCAGCACCUUGACCAUCCAGGGCCGCGGUUCAAGAUCACCAAUCCCACAAUCACCGCUUCAGUGGACACGCCGACCAUUAAUAUAUCACGCAAGUACUUCGAGGUUGAGGGAUUCGGCGAUGCCCACAUUCAAUUUAUGGUUAUCGAGGAGCCGGCGCAAGGUUUCCUGACCCUUCUACACCCAGACGGCUCCGCCGCGCCCCUUACCGGAGCUGAAGAGUUUUCCAACGUGCUCGUUGGCCAGGGUGCGAUCAUCCAGUACAAGCAGACCAGCCUUGGGUCAACUCUAGAGGACACUUUUGAGUUGAUGGCCACUGACAGUCAGGUCGAGGCUAUUAAUCGAAUUUUCCUCCGUUUCACUUCAUCGUCCUCAGCCGAAGUGUCGUCAAAAAAGAUGUCUGACCGUCCCGAGGUGGUCAACUUGCAAGUCAGCGAAGGUCAAAGGGUGGUGCUCACCUCAGACUACUUUUCCUACGCUCUGAGUGGUGGAGGCCGAAGGGAUGUCACCUAUACUUUGAUGGAUUCGCCUGUCUAUGGAGCAUUGGUGCUCAUGAUGGGACCUCGAAGGGAGAAGGAGCUGGCUCAGGGUGAUACCUUCAGGCAGGACGACGCCAACCAGGGUAGGCUAGAGUACAGGGCGGCUCCGGAAAUCGGACUUAGGGCUGUUACGGACAGGGUUCCGUUGACAAUUAGUGACUACACGGGCACUAGGUACAGACCUCAACUGUUGGCCAUCAGUAUUGCACCAGAGGAUAAUCAAGCUCCCAUUGUUUCUGUAAAUGGAGACAUAGUAGUUUGUGAGGGUUCAAGUGAGACUCUACCGCAAAAAUUAAUUUCCGUUUCUGACUCUGACUCACCAAAUCAAAGCCUUGUUUUUGUUCUCGAAACUCCGCCAACCUUUGGAUAUUUGGAAUCAAAUUAUAAGGGAGCAAUUCAGUCACCAGCGGGACAGUUCCCUUUUGACGCUUUUGAAAGCAACUCGAUUAAAUACGUCCAGGCAUUCCACAUGAAUAUGGAACCGCCUCGGGACGUCUUAUUUUUCCACAUCACAGACGGCAAGAAUCGAUCUCCUUCCAUGCGGCUGAACAUCAACAUUGAGUUGGUGAACGACGAGAUCCCUUUGAUUAUGGCCGAAACAAUGGAGGUCGACUCAAGCAUGGGCACCAUAAUAAAGAAUUCCUCACUGUACGUGAGCGAUUUUGACACGCCGCCCUCGCAACUUGUGCUGACAAUCAUACAAGAGCCUUAUUACGGAAACAUCCAAAGAAGGAUUUCAUCAGAUAGGCCUCUACGAAAUGGAGCAAAACUUGCUGCCGGUGACUCAUUCAGCUACUUGGACGUUAUUGAGGAGCUGCUCUUUUACAAACCUUUGCCAGACAGGUCUAGUGGGAAAACUCAUGACUCUGCUGUUUUCAGCGUAACAGAUGGUGAUUUUGUGAGCCAAUCGUCAUUAGCUUUCAAUCUAACGAUGCAAAAGCCGGUUGAAAGCGCCGGGUCACAGAUUUUGGAAUUAUCAAUCGACGAAGGAGGCUUCAAGGCUUUUUCAAAGGAGAUGCUAUGGUUUAACGAAGAGAAAAACACGCACUUUAUACUGCUGGAUAAUUUGAAACCAGGAAUUUUUCUGCAGAUUAAAGAAAACGGCAAAUGGAAAAACAUGCGCCAGGGUGACCAUUUCUCCUUUGCCGAAAUUCAGAAGGGCUUGGUCAGGUUUAAGCAUGAAACUGGAUUCGACACAAAAGUAUUCAUUGUCAAAGUUAGAGUGGAACGGGCUAAUAUGUUCAAAGGGAAUCGCAUAUUUUACAUAAAAGUAAUUGAAAACUUUGCCGCGCCGUGGCUGGACGCAAAUACAGGUCUAGAGGUACCUUUCGGUUUGACAACCAAAGUAAAUAUCAGCCAACUGUCAGCUUUUGAUUUGGACUCGGAACCCAAAGAGUUGAGAUUCAAAAUUCUUGAUGAGCCAAUUAGCGGAUGGUUUGAAGUAAAUGGAUCGGGUCGGUCGCAACAGUGGUCGCAAAGUGAUCUUGAAGCAGGAAAGCUAAAAUUUCAUCAUAGUGGGAAAAACGACAUCAAAGUCGAAAACUUUGAUUUUGAAGUUACGGAUGGCAGAAAUUUUGUGCCUGCAAAAAUGAGCAUACAAGUCAAAGGCAGCAAAGAGCAGGCUAGUGGCAUUCCCAAACUUUUGGACGUACGGAGUUUGAAAGUUAACCAAGGAGCGCGUGUCAAAAUUACGCAAUUUGAGCUGCUUGUGAUGGACGACUCUGCAACUUUUGCCGAUCUCUCAUUUGAUGUCUCUCAAACUCCAGAGCAUGGCAGAGUUGAAAUACAACGCUCUGACGGAUUUGUCGAAGAAAAACACUUCUCAAUGCUGGACGUGUUGGAAGGUCGCGUUUUUUAUUUCAACCAAAUUGAGAAGAAAAAUUCCAAGGACAAGAUUCAGCUGGUUUUGAUCAAAAAGGGUCAACGGAUCGCUUAUAUCGACGAAGUGACUAAAGCAACUUUAACCGUGCCAAUCACUUUGCCAAUUGAAGUCCUGGAGGGUGGUGGUCCUAUUUUGCUUGUAAACUCCGGAUUGGAUUUCCUUGAGCGCGUCGAUGACAAAGUUAGUGGAUACUUGUCAAUUAGGCACUUGGACGCCGUCUCAAACGACACCCCUGCCAAAAAGCUCACGUACACAGUGACAACUCCACCAAACUUUGGUCUUCUUUACACCACUGCCACAUUUCCUGAAACACCUACCUCUGUUUUCACUCAAGACGAUAUAAAUGCAGGGAGAAUUUAUUAUCAACUAGACAGCAAUGUGGACUAUUUUCAAACUAGGGAUGAGUUUACCUUUGAUAUCACCGACGUGAGCACCAAGAGCCUAACAGGAAAUAUAUUCCGCAUCCAGUGGGCUUGGGUUAACUUCGAUCAACCCAAUUACAAUAUUUCUGAAAGUAGUGCAGAGCUCUUCAUAAAAAUUGUGAAAAACGGUGGAUUCAUCAAAGACAGCACUUCUGUAGAGUGCACCAUUGUGGACAACGCGAUUGGCAGCGCCUUUAAGGAUGACGUUCAACUGAAACACUCGAUGGUGCAGUUUGAUCAUUUUGACAGGGAGGAAUAUUGCGUGCUGCAAAUCAAGGACAACAGAGCUUACCAGGGUAAAAAAGAAGUGAUCAUGGAAAUAUUUAAUCCUUCAAAAACGUUGCUUGGCCCUUUACACAGAACUCAAAUUUCAAUUUACGAUGAAGAAGAUCGGCCACAGAUUACGUUUAGGAGCAGAUUGAUUGCUGUUGAGGAAAACAAGGGGCCACUGAAAAUUGAAGUUUUUAGAAGCGGUGACCUAAAUGUCCCAAGUUCUGUGAUUUGCUGGACAAAGUCUGGCGGUGCUAAGGGAGACGCUGACACAAGCAUGAACCCGGAUUUUAUCAGUCGCACCAAAUCGCCCGGCUCCGCUGUUUUCUUCGCAAAAGGCGUCCCCAGGGCUACUUGUGAAAUUGACAUCAUUGAUGACGCCCUGUAUGAAAACGCUGAAGAUUUCUACGUCUUCUUGUCUGAACCAAGCGCCAAUUCAGCAUUGGGAGCGAUAACGAAAUUAAAAGUCAUCAUCAGUGGCUACAAUGACGUUAGCUUGAUUUACUUCUCUCAAGAAGAAUUCAACUUCAAGGAAAACUCUGGAACGGUUGAGCUACCUAUCACAAGAGUUGGGCCCGACUUGUCCUAUAGGUCCUCCGUUUGGUGUACCACUCAAGCAGUGGAUGCUCAUCCUAAUGAAGACUAUGUGCCUAUUUCUCAACAGGUCGUUUUCGAGAGGGGUGAGAGUGAAAGUUGGUGCAGGCUUACUCUGGUAGACGACAGCGCUGAUCCGAUGCUGGAAGGCCCUGAGAGGCUGCAUGUCAUUCUUUCGUCUCCGGACGGUUCCUCUCUGUCUGAACCCUCAAAGGCCGUCGUUGUGAUUGACGACACACUGGUCGACAUUCCAACGUUUGAAUUUGUAGACCCCACCUUGAUAGUGGCAGAGAACGAUUCCGAGGCGCUGGUGGUGAUUGCUAGGCACGGAGACACGCGGACCAAGGCGAGCGUGAAGUGCUUCACCAGGCACAGAUCGGCAAAGCCCAAUGAAGACUUUGUUGACAGACCGAGAAGUGAAGAGUCGCGAGUUUUCUUCAACCCAGGACAAGAGCGGACAAACUGCACCGUCAUACUUCUGGAUGAUGCAGUAUUCGAGGGUGAGGAGGAAUUCAUCCUGGGACUUGCUGAUCCUCUUUAUGGCGAAGGGGAGCAAGAAAGGGUUGCUCUUAUCGGCGACAGGGCCAUGAUCCGGGUAUACGUCGCUGACAAAGAGGAUACGCCGAAAAUUACUUUUGAAAGAAAAUUCAUAGUUGUGGACGAUGAUGAGCACGAGUCCAAAACAGUCACCGUCAGACUGAACCGAGAAGGUGAUAUUUCGGCGCCUAGUACAAUUUUAGUUAAAACAAGGGACGGAUCGGCCAAAUCUGGGUCGGAUUACCAUCCAAUUUCGCGACGACUCACCAUCCCUGCCAACUCGGACCACGCCGAAAUUAACGUCACCAUUUAUCCAUCUAACAGUGAAGACAGUCGGGAAGAGCGCUUUUAUGUCACUAUAAACUUUCAUGGAAACGAAAGCCACGAAAUAGCCAUCAUCGUCCGAACCAGAAUCCACGAGGCCAUCGUGCUACCCUCGCAACCAGUGGUGGUCUCCCUGCUCAACUACGAUAACGCGUCAAGCGUUCUUGGUACCAAACCCAGCCCCGGUUACCCUUUAGUGUGCAUCACCCCCUGCGAAGAAAGACACCCUCACUAUCAAAGUACCAAAAUUCUCUGCGAAGGCAAAAACAUGACGAUUCACUUUUUCUGGGAAAUCGCCACGCCAAAUGAGUGGCACCCUUUGCGGUACAACGCCUUCAGACGACUGUCCAAGGCUACGAUAUUCACAGAAGUUGAGGAAAAGGUAUUGGACCCGAUCCACUUCAACUCGCACUUCAACGUGCGCUGCGGCGUCCAGCCAAUGAAGCUGAACGGCCGGAUGGGUAUCCCUAUCAAGAGUCAGCACGUCACCAUCGGCGCCAGCCAGGGAAUCUGCAAGCGGGACGACAUUUUCGAGGAAAGUCACGUUCAAAGUCACACCUUGAACGCCAAUUUGUUCUACGUGAACGCGUCCGCCGAGAGAAACCCAAACACGGUGCACAUCAAAAUCGAAAUUCCGCACUCGGAUGGAAUGAUUCCGCUCAUUUCAACGCAGCCCCUCCAUAAUGCUCAAACGUUGCUCACUAGCCCUUUGUACAUCAGACACCACACGUGUUCCAAUCUGCUUGUCGACAGUGCCUUCCUCAAACAGGCUGCACGUCCCGAACUGCAAAUGCCGUGGCCCUAUCAGCUGGACGUGAGUCUCCGAGGACGGAAAACGGUCGAGAUGUACGGAAAUUUGGAUAUCAGAAGCUGCCUCUGGAAAUUCAACGCCUGGUUCCACAUGACUGAACUUCUUGAUUUCUGCCACGGAAAAGUUAUUUCAGAGUUCAAGGUUGCCGAUGGUGGGAAAAACCAGAUGACAAUCGAAGUACCUCUCUUCGUGUCCUACGUCACUUCAAGCGGUGCUGAGGAAUGGACAUCUGUUGAGCACAGAACCGCUAUGGAAGUUUCAUUCCUAUAUUCACCCCUUGCGUGGCACAAAGGCCUUCAAACCGAAGCCAAGCACUCCGCCAAAGUUAAGGUCACAAGAGUGUCUGCAAAUGAAAACGGCCAGAUUGUAAUCGAGUUCACCAGUCACGCCCUCUUCCGAGGUCACUUCAUCUUGACCAACCAUAAGCACAAGUCCAGUCUGAUGCCACCAAGAGAAAUGGCCAGCUUGACUUUCAAACUGGACCUCUUGUGGAGCGAAACGACGUGGGACGGUCCAAGGCAGCAGUGGCGCGCCACGUCUGACUCCAGCAGACCAGACUACUCAGGAUUGUACCACCUGAUGAUGGUGCCGUGCACCGUCGCUCAAAAUACUCAGUAUUCCAUAGGGGACAAGCACAAAAAGUGCACGUCACACCAGCCAGUGCAGUUUCCACUAAACGUCAACUUCAAAGUCCCCGCUCGGCCGGUGCCUGCCAGAUACUCAUUGCAGACGGAAUUCCAAAUCACAAACAACCCAAAACAGUUUCUGGCCACUCCUGACGAGGAAACUUAUGUUAAUGACGAAGCCUGGCAGUUUAGUCCUGGUGAAGUUGUUUAUGGAAAGGUCAGGUGGCACCCUGCCCAAGACCUGAAAGACGCUUACAGACUCGCAAUUGACAGGGUUUUGCUAUGCGCGGCCAAGGACGGAGCAGAGCUGCUUAUCGACCCUGCAGGCGAGUUCUACGGACGGGGAACGCAGAUUGGGUGUUUGCAACCAUCAAAAAUGUUGGCACACCGUUUCGUCCUCUUGGACAGGGAAAAUUCUGAAAUGGCGGACACAGAAGUGCAAGGAGUGUCAUUUGACGCGCACUUUGCAAAAGAAGUAGCAGCCUUUGCAAAAAUGGAAUCUCUACCUGGCAUUGACGGGUUCAUGUGGAAAGUGGAUCCACUUUACCGAAUCAACUCCGGGCAAGAAUGGUUACUUCAGGUUUUGUACAGGAUUAGGACAACAAACCUCGGUCGACUGAAAAGGUCGGAGCCUCAGUGGCAGCAGGGCUAUGUGGCAAAGGGACUGAAACUGAUGCCUCUAGAGUCAAAAGAAACAGGAUGGCCAAGCCACUACUACACAGUGGUUGCGUGUAGUGCGAGCGCCGCCUUUUCAGUUAUCGUGGCGCUCAUCGCGAGGACAGCAUUCCGCAAUUCUUACACAGUUACGACCCCAGUAGGCGUUUAAAGCUUUUUAUCACUAACCGCGUAGAUAAAUAUGAACAAAGACUGAUUAUUUAUUUUCUAUUUAAUUGUGUCCACUUAGGUUUAAUAAAAAGUCAAUUUUUUAAUAAAUGCUCUAAACUAUGUAAAAAA